AUGCCCGCGGAGCCAGACUUGGAUGCGAUUCAAGCCUCUCUACGGGCCUUGAACUUGGCAAAAUGGACCUACCCUGCCAUUCUUCUCAUCGUCUUUGUUGUCGCGUUUGUCUACCACGGCAUCAAGACCGCGCCUGACGAUGGAGGCAAAGUUACGAUUCACCCAAUGCGAGGUCCUGGUGGACGCCCUCUCCCAAUCCGAAGGAGAUCCGCCAAUCAAGUCAAAGAAGCUGCGGCGGUAAAGGAUCUAUCACCUGCAGUCAAGACCGUUUUCAAGGUCGGUCAGGUCAUUGUCAUCUUAAGCUUUUUGGGCAACGCGGCGAUUCUUCUUUUCGAGACCUUGCUCAAUCGAAAAGAUGAAUGGUGGCCCGGGAAAAAUGCCGUGAUCUAUGUUAUAGCUUCAACAUUCCUCUGGCUCGUGGUUUUCAUCUCUAUCCUGGAUACAAAACCCUCCCCGAACUCGGCCCACUUUGUUACGUGGCUCAGCGCAGUGCCUUUGGAAGUCAUCAUAGUCGCAGCAAGCCUUCAAAUAUACACCGCGCCCCAUUAUGAACCUCGCGUAGGCAACCAGCAAGGAGGCAAGUAUAGGGAAAGGAUCACAGGAUGGGAGACGUUGGAAGUCGUCGUCAAUCUUGGCCGACUUGUUUUCCUCCUCGGCAUGACUGUGCUCUUUCUCGUCCUCAAGUUCAACUGGGGGAGAUCUAAGGAGCCAGCUUCAGCUUCCCAGGAUGAGAGAAGCCCUCUGCUCGGCGGAGAUUCAGAAGCCGGUAGACGUCCCAAUGGCCAUGCUCACCAUGGAGACCACCCAAACAAUCCGUCAUCAGAACCUAAGGAGCAAGUCGACGCUUGGGCCAAACCAACUGAGGUUCCAAAUAUUACCUGGUUUGCAUACCUCAGAGGGUUCCUCUUGCUGAUACCUUAUCUCUGGCCUAAAAAGUCCUUCAAAUUACAGCUUCUUGCGGGCACCUGCUUUCUCAUCAUGAUCAGUCAACGAGUCAUCAAUGUCUUUGUCCCUGUCAUGGUAGGCAAAAUUACAGAUGCCCUGUCCGGCGACGAUGGCGGCGGAAUUCGAGCCCCUUGGUCGGAUAUCGCUUUGUACAUCUUGUUCAGAUGGCUGCAAGGCUCCCAAGGCAUCCUCAGUGCCGCACGUUCAAUUCUUUGGAUUCCGGUGGAGCAGUACUCCUACCGGGCGAUAUCUACGGCAGCCUUCGAGCACGUCCAUGGUCUGAGCGCGGAGUUUCACACCGGAAAGCGCACUGGCGAGUUAAUUUCGGCCUUGAACAAGGGAAGUUCCAUCAACUCUUUCCUCGAAAUGGUGACUUUUCAAGUCGGACCGAUGGUCUUUGAUCUCGUGGUUGCGGUCGUGUAUCUCACUAUCAAGUUCGACGCAUACCUCGGUUUGGUUGUCGCCAUUGUGACAUUUCUAUACAUCUAUGUCACUAUCCGUCUUGCGUCGUGGCGAGUCACCUUGCGCCGGAGUUACGUCAAUGCUCAACGAGAGAUGGAAGCAGUAAAAAACGACUCUCUGCACUCUUGGGACACCGUGAAAUACUUCAACGCGGAAGAUUACGAGUUUAACCGGUACAGAUCCUCGAUCAAGGCCAUGCAGAACUUCGAAUAUUGGGUAGAUGUCACCUUGGCCUACAUGAACACGGUGCAGGGUGCACUCUUCAUGAUUGCACUGCUGAUCGCCAGUUUCAUCGAAGCAUUUGAGGUUGCACAAGGUGACCAGACUGUGGGUAACUUCGUGCUUCUGAUAACCUACAUGGCCCAAUUGCAGGGCCCUUUGAAUUUCUUCGGAACCUUCUACAGAUCAAUCCAAUCAAACCUCAUCAACGCAGAGAGGAUGCUGGAACUUUUCAAAGAACAACCGCAUGUUGUUGACCGCGAGGGUGCAGAGACGCUAAAUGAAUGUUCUGGUGACAUCAUAUUCGACAAUGUGAGCUUCAGUUACGAUAAACGAAGACCUGCCCUUGACCGAUUGUCUUUUCGCUGUCCGCCUGGAUCGACCACUGCUCUUGUUGGUGAAUCUGGUGGUGGUAAAAGCACUGUGAUGCGAUUGAUUUUCCGCUACUAUAACCCAGACUCCGGGCAGAUCAAGGUUGACGGCAGAGACGUCCAAGACAUUACCAUCGACUCACUGCGGAAGUUCAUUGGGGUAGUGCCUCAGGAUUGCAACAUGUUCAAUGAGUCGAUCAUGUACAAUCUUAAGUACGCCAAUCAAAACGCAUCGGAUGAAGAGAUUUUCGAUGCUUGUAAGGCAGCCUCGAUCCAUGACCGAAUCAUGGAGUUUCCCAACGGCUACGACACGAAAGUUGGGGAACGAGGUGUGCGUCUUUCUGGAGGAGAACGUCAACGGGUUGCCAUAGCCCGGACAAUCCUCAAAAACCCACGCAUCACCAUGCUUGACGAAGCCACUGCAGCUCUAGAUACUGAGACUGAAGAGAAGAUUCAAGAGUCUUUCAACACUCUUGCCGAGGGACGGACGAUGAUCAUCAUCGCCCAUCGACUCAGCACCAUCGUGAAUGCCAGCCAGAUCCUGGUACUUUCUCAUGGAACCGUGGUCGAAAGCGGUACGCACGAAGAACUCAUCGCGCUGGGUGGCAAAUAUGCAAGCAUGUGGCGGAAGCAAUCUCGGGCGCAAAAGGCCGCCGCCGAGGCCGCCGCGCUGAGGACUCGGGCGAAGAAGGCGUUGGAAGAGGCAGAGGCCGACAGCGCCAGUGUCAGUGAAGAAGAGGUUGAGCAAUCGAAGAAGCGGGACAAGGGUCAGUGGUCCAGAAGCCAUAAGAGAGUCAAUUUUAGUGAAAGCAGUCAUCUCCGGGCGAACUGGACGGUGGACGAGCACGAUCGAGAUCGAGACGGUGACGAUCGAUCAGACAGCUCCCAGACGGGGCAUGGAGAUGGCGGGCACGGCCAUUCCGGAAAGCCCCCAGGACAUCCUUGA
This is a messenger RNA of Cladophialophora psammophila CBS 110553, 2943 nucleotides long. RefSeq lists its product as uncharacterized. The record is from RefSeq and is a predicted model, not a curated record. Gene Ontology annotation, biological process: transmembrane transport. Bases 1 to 2943 code for a protein of 980 amino acids. Gene Ontology annotation, cellular component: membrane. Gene Ontology annotation, molecular function: ATP binding; ABC-type transporter activity; ATP hydrolysis activity. The transcript is spliced from 2 exons. Lineage: Eukaryota; Fungi; Ascomycota; Eurotiomycetes; Chaetothyriales; Herpotrichiellaceae.